Molecule: messenger RNA, 383 nt
Organism: Bipolaris maydis ATCC 48331
Lineage: Eukaryota; Fungi; Ascomycota; Dothideomycetes; Pleosporales; Pleosporaceae
Product: fungal ATP synthase protein 8-domain-containing protein
Biological process (GO): proton motive force-driven ATP synthesis
Molecular function (GO): proton-transporting ATP synthase activity, rotational mechanism
Source: RefSeq, a predicted model, not a curated record
ACCACGAAACCUCCCGCGACCGCAACGCCAUCAUCGCUCAUCUCCCGGGGCUCGCAAGACCUGAUCCACCCAGAUAGCCCAUCAUGAACGCCCGUUUCCUCCGUCCCUUUGCCAGGGCUGCCUUCCGCGCCCCCACGGCUGUCCGCCCCGCCGCCAUGGCACGCCCUGCUCUCGUCGCCAGCCAGACCAAGAAGACCGAGGUCAGCCCACAGCAGAUGACGGUCCUCAAGUCUGCCAUGCCCCAGCUCAUCCCCUUCUUCUUCGUCAACGAGACCACCGUGGCCUUUAUCCUCCUGCCAUCGCUCAUCUACGUCUUCUCCAAGUACAUCUUGCCCCAGCGUGUGCGCCUGUUCGCUGCCCGCCUCUUCAUCAGCAAGUUGUGA